AUGCGCCUAUUGAAAGCCGGUAGCGAUGGCACGCUAAGGCUGACGAAGAACUUAAGCAAAAACAUUCCGAGAUAUGCGAUCCUUUCGCACACAUGGUCGACAAAUGACGAGGACGAAGUGACUUUUGCCGACUUAAACGAUGGAUCCGGGAAGAACAAGGAUGGGUAUGUCAAGAUUCACUUCUGCUGGACACAGGCUCAGAAGGAUAACAAUAUCCAACAUUUCUGGGUGGACACAUGCUGCAUUGACAAAUCAAAUCGCCCUGAGCUCGACGAAGCUAUUGUUUCAAUGUUUCGCUGGUACCGUGAUGCCGAAAAGUGUUAUGUGUAUCUGUCCGACGUGUCCGUGGGCGUUGGUGGCCGUCAUCGCUCAAGUGAAGCCACAUGGGAGUCGGAUUUUCGGAACAGCCGAUGGUUCACCCGUGGCUGGACGCUCCAAGAACUGCUGGCACCGAAAUCGGUCGAUUUCUUUUCACGAGAGGGGACAUGGCUGGGCAAUCGGUGUACUCUAGAGCGACCGAUUCACGAGAUCACGGGCAUUCCAAUUAUGGCUCUUCGCGGUGUCGCUGUGGCUAAUUUCAGUGUGCCCGAGCGGAUGCGAUGGACCACGAAGCGAAAUACUACGAGGCCGGAGGACAAAGCAUACUGCCUACUGGGCAUCUUUGGCGUAUUUCUAUCUCCCAUUUAUGGUGAAGGCGAGCAGCAUGCCUUUCUUCGGCUCCAGGAUGAAAUCGAUAGACGCUUAGGGAGCAGGGCUAAUGCAGAACAGCUACUGCAUGGCCAACGGCCCAGCCCGGUGUGGCAUGUUCCCUUUGACCGUCCGCUGGAAUUUGUGGGCCGCGCAAACGAAUUGAACCGUCUGAAACGGCAGAUAUGUGACCCCAGUAGCCAUGGAAUGGUGUCCAUCCUUGGGCUAGGAGGAAUGGGAAAAAGUCGUCUGGCACUAGAGCUGGUCCUCCAACUCAGGUCGGAACACCUCCAUUGGUCGAUCUUCUGGAUCGAGGCCACGGAUCAGUUGACCUUUGAAAGGGAUAUACUCGAGAUCGGCAAGAAGCUUGGAAUUCCGGAAAUUGAAGACGAUAAAGCCGACGUUAAAAUGUUGGUCAAACAAUGGCUCAGCAAUGUGACCAGGGACAGCUGGCUUUUGGUCCUCGACAACGCGGACGACGAGGCGGUGUGGACGAAGAGAUCGAAUCCCACCGAUCGGAAAUCCACACUCGUGGAUUGUCUACCUCGCUCGACCCACGGCUCUAUUCUUAUCACCACCCGAUCACGCAGUGUGGCCAUCUAUCUCGCUGGAAAAGAGAUGAUCGAAUUGUCGACAAUGUCACCUGAUGAAGCGAGGACAAUACUCACGAACACAUUGGAGAAACCAGAGAUGGCCGCGGACGAGAAUCUCACCUCCGUAUUGCUCGAGAAGCUGACUUAUCUCCCCCUAGCCAUUAUCCAAGCAGCUUCUUACAUAAAUAUGACGCAAGAUCCCUUGGAGACCUAUCUAGAGCUACUCUUCGAACCUGAGGAAGAAGUAAUCAAACUUCUGAGCGAGGAUUUUGGCGACCGAUCACGAUACUCUACUGCUCAGAAUGCGGUCGCGAUGACAUGGCUUGUCUCGUUUAACCAAAUCCGCCAGCACCACCCCUUCGCCGCAGAUCUUCUGAGCUCGAUGGCUUGCCUUCACGAAAAGAACAUUCCACGAUCCCUCCUACCAGCAAUCAGCUUGAAAAAAGAUGCGAUUGAUGCUUUUGCCACACUGAAAGGAUACUCAUUCGUGACAAGACAGACUGGAGAGAAAGAUAGACAGAUUCACGAGGAGUUGUACGAGAUGCAUCAGCUGGUACACUUGGCCGUUCGCAAUUGGCUCAGAACCCAAGGCACGCUAGGUGAUUGGAUGAAAGCCUCCCUUUCACGAGUCACCGAGCUUUUCCCGACACGUGACCAUAAGCACCGAGGUGUCUGGACCCUCUAUCUGCCGCACGCUCAACGACUUUGUGGAGACGAGAAGGUGGAAGACUCCUCUGAGCGAUACCAGCUCCUCGAAAAGAUGGGGUUAUGCUUUAUUGUUGAUGGGAAGUACGACGAAGCGGUGAAAAUGCAUUCCGCGGUCGUGGAGUGGAGGGAGAAAAACUUAGAGCCUCUACAAGAGCUUACACUAUCUGGUUACAAUAACCUUGGAGAGGCAUUGAAUUGGAAGGGUGAUUUCUUUAGUGCUGAGAAGUAUCUUGAGAAGGCUUUCCCUCGACUUACCGAAAUCAAGGCCGGUGGGAGGCGGCCGAGCAGCUGUUUGUGCAAGUGA
Fonsecaea pedrosoi CBS 271.37 is the source of this 2292-nucleotide messenger RNA. RefSeq lists its product as uncharacterized. The coding region runs from base 1 to 2292 and encodes 763 amino acids. Lineage: Eukaryota; Fungi; Ascomycota; Eurotiomycetes; Chaetothyriales; Herpotrichiellaceae. The transcript has 2 exons. Gene Ontology annotation, molecular function: protein binding; ADP binding. The record is from RefSeq and is a predicted model, not a curated record.